AUGGCGCAGACCACAUUGGAACCCAGAUCUUGCAGACCUCAGCAAGGACCCAUUGUGCAGAAGUCAUUGUGCUUUGCUUCCCUCAUUAUGGUUCUCAUAAUUAUCGCGAUUAUAUUAAGUCUAUUGGGCAAUGACAUAAGACUAGUCCAUGGAGACAUAGGCACGGCCACUUCUUAUGAUCCUCCAUAUGCACUGAGUGAAGGGUUGUCGGAUAAUGGUGCAGCAUGUGGCUGGCGUUACAGAAUAAGGUGCUUGAGCGGCAAUAACAAGCCAUGCAAGGAUGGCACUGUUGACGUUAGGGUGGUCGACUUCUGCCCUAGAAGGCCAUGCCCUGCAACUAUUAUCAUGUCGAACGAUGCUUUUGCAGCCAUUUCUAACUCCCCUGAUGCCAAAAUUAACGUGGAAUUCAUCCAGUACAAAAAAAAAACACACCCUUCUCUCUCGAUGGGCUGGAGUUUGUACAGCAGUGGAGUUGCUGGUGUUUGGGCAACAGUAGUUAGCUUUAUCCCCUUAGUUUAA
Messenger RNA from Ilex paraguariensis (yerba mate), 519 nucleotides. The record is from the annotation of a GenBank genome assembly. Lineage: Eukaryota; Viridiplantae; Streptophyta; Magnoliopsida; Aquifoliales; Aquifoliaceae.